AUGACAGUGCCACAUCGUAUCGAUACCGGAAGUGACUACAGCCUAGUCCAAUGGAAUCCAGAUGCUCCCGACACAGCAGACGCAACACGGCGAGGCCAACCGAUAAAGCGCAGGCUACUUGUCAGGGACUCGCAAUACGAGAUCUUGCCACGGCCCUCGAGCAACGACGCUGUGUCCUCGCCAGGGGAUGGACGCACACGCCCACAGCCCCGGCAUAAAGGAUCGUGGGGCUGGUCGUGGGAGCUGCUCAGCGUGGCGAUGGUGAUCGGAUGCUUUGGCGGCAUCAUAGGCCUUCUGAUCUCCCUCGACGGCGGACCGGUGCCGGAUUGGGGAGCAGGAUUCACGGUCAACGCUGUUCUGUCGAUAAUUGUCACGGUCAUGAAGGGUGCCAUUGGUAUUGUCAUCGCCGAAUGCCUCUCACAGCUCAAGUGGUCGUGGUUCAAGCGCAGCCGUCGACUCAUUGAUUUGGUCAUUUGGGACGAGGCAUCCAGAGGAGCUUGGGGUGCAAGGCGUCUAUUGAUGACGGCACGGACUUGGUACUUGGGCUAUAUUGGCGCUUUGACAGUCCUGGCUGCCUUCAUCAUCGGCCCGUCAAUUCAGCAGACGGUUGAAGUCGUGGUUCGCCAGGUGGAGCUGCCGAGUAACGCAACGAUGCCAGUGUGCAACAGCUCAUACUACCAGAACGUUGGUUUGGGUGGCGGUGCGGGUUUGAAUAAGGUGGAUUUGACAAUGCUAGGGAGCAUAUACAACGGUUUUGUACAAACAACGACCUUAUCAGGCUUGCGGCCAAACUGUCCAAGCGGCAAUUGUACAUUUGGGAUGUACCAAAGUCUCGGCCUCUGCACAGAAUGCUUUGACAGAUCCGAUGAGCUGAUCUUCCUGAACACCACUUCCAACGAGACCAUAGCAGGAGAGGAAUGCACCAAGUCGUAUAGUUGUGCGAAGCUGUGGCCUGGUGGUGGUCGCGCACUUAGCGCAUACGGGACGAUCAAUUCGACAGUUGAUGAUGUCUUCAAUCUGACAGACGACUCGAGCGUCACCUCUGUCGACAGGAUGACGGACCCAAUCGUCUACGAGUGGAAAGCUGUCACAGAUCCGAGAGAUACAAAGGUUUACCGGCCGCCCAGAGCCACCCAAUGCAAGGUACGCUUCUGCGUCAAGACAUACGAGUCUUCGAUCGAAGCGGGCGAGUUUCGAGAACGACUGAUCAAUUCGACAUGGGCUAAAUCCCUCAUAGUUGGCGACAGCCUCGACUUGGCCAGCAAUAUCACGAUUCCGGUUGAUCCAUGUUACGUCGACGGCGCCCCGAUCACACCUCCGCCAGGCGACAACAUCGCUGGCGACAACCCUUGCGUCUACCGACUCCCCGACAUGUCCUCUCUCGCGUUCGCAAACUCGUUCGAUAGUUUCGUUAUCGGCAGUGGGUCGUCAAUUGCCUCGAAUCGCCACAGCUUUGAGAACGAUGUGAUCCAGGCUAUGUACGGCCUGUUCAAGAGCGAGGACCUCAUGAGUGAGGAGUUGGGGAGCUUUGCCAGCGUGGAUCGCGCCUGGGCAUCCAUGGCCACCGUGGUUACGGACUACGCGCGCAGUGCGCCGGAUACUUGUGGCGGGGCGACGGCGCUAGGCAUCCAGCUCCAGGACGAGCUGUACCUGAAGGUUCACUGGGUAUGGUUGACCCCCACGGCGGUGGUGUUUGCCGUAUCGGUAGCCUUCUUCGUGGCAACCGUGAUACACUCAUGGGGCGAAGAUCUAUGGAAAAGCUCCCCUCUCGCAUUUCUGGCGGCUACAGCGUGGAGUGAUGGAAGGAAGAUGGCGGUGCAGGACAUCUGGAAAGACGAGGAAACCCAGGCCGACAAGGCGGCUCUGGAGAGGUCGGCGAAAAGGUUGGAAGUGAGGCUCGAGCCGGGUAAUAGAUACGGAUGA
This is a messenger RNA of Cyphellophora europaea CBS 101466, 1923 nucleotides long. RefSeq lists its product as uncharacterized. The record is from RefSeq and is a predicted model, not a curated record. NCBI's taxonomy places the organism in Eukaryota, Fungi, Ascomycota, Eurotiomycetes, Chaetothyriales, Cyphellophoraceae. The transcript is spliced from 2 exons. Bases 1 to 1923 code for a protein of 640 amino acids.